Messenger RNA from Enterobius vermicularis (human pinworm), 969 nucleotides. The record is from the annotation of a GenBank genome assembly. NCBI's taxonomy places the organism in Eukaryota, Metazoa, Nematoda, Chromadorea, Rhabditida, Oxyuridae.
AUGGUGUUUAUUGCUGUUGAAACUGUUGCAUAUAAUAGUCUUUAUAAAGUAGCAUUAGAUUCGGUUCGGUGUUAUAUUGCUGGAACAGAUUACGAGCUAAAGAUUGUUGAUGUUUUCAACGACACACGAGUUAUUGAAGCUUGUUCCGAAUACAAAACGGUUUAUUUUCGUAAACACUGUGCAGCAAGAUUGUACUUAGAAGAUACAGACUGGAUGUUUGUAAUGGACGCUGAUACGGGUAUUGUUAACCCAAAUCACUGUAUCGAAGAAUACAUCGAUGCCAGGGUUAACAUGAUAUUUUACGAACGUUUUUUUAACUGGGAAAUUGCAUGUGGCAAUUACUUGGCGAGAAAUUCAGAAUUUGCAAAAGACUUUUUAAAGCGUUGGGCAGAUUACGAACACCUUGAAUUAGGAGGUUCCUGGUGGAAGGGGUUUGACAAUGGACCGCUUCAUAUUGUGGCUUUGGAAUCACUAUUUCCAAAAGAAUCGCAAGAAGUUAGAAACUGUCACAAAAUUUGGUAUACCUCGGUUGGUUACGAAACAUAUAUUCCGUAUGUCAUCUGUGUUCGCAUAUAUUUAGGAGCAACAAGGAUUUUCCCGGGAAAAUUCAAAUUGCUAAGACGAGCACAUUCAUUUUGUCGAGAUUGGUAUCAUACUGGCGAUGCCUGGUGUGAUAAAGAUUUUAUGAUUCAUGGUUGGAAAGCUAGAAAUGUUAACGAAAAAGGUUGGGCGUCACCGUUUCGACAAGAUUUUGAUCUUACCAAAUGUGCGGCUGACUAUAACGGAUGGCCAUGGCGGAAUGAGAAGCACGUAAAAUGCAUCGAUUUAAAACCGAUGGUGUCAGGCGGAGAACGUGGGUCGGCAAAUGCGCUUCCGAAACAGUUCAUUGUCAUACCAUUUUUGAAUCAGUCAGAUAUUGGUGAAUGUUAUCCAGACUGUGACAUUCGAGAACGAAUACACGGCUUAUAA